This is a messenger RNA of Cladophialophora immunda, 2244 nucleotides long. RefSeq lists its product as uncharacterized. The record is from RefSeq and is a predicted model, not a curated record. The coding region runs from base 183 to 2171 and encodes 662 amino acids. Gene Ontology annotation, molecular function: protein binding; transcription regulator activity; DNA binding. The transcript has 3 exons. Lineage: Eukaryota; Fungi; Ascomycota; Eurotiomycetes; Chaetothyriales; Herpotrichiellaceae. Gene Ontology annotation, cellular component: MBF transcription complex; SBF transcription complex.
CUCAAAGCAGAUGCAGCUGUGGACCCCUUUCGCACUGAGGGAGGCUCAGGGCGCAGGCAGUUGAACGACAGAUACGCUCCGCGGCGCUUGAUAAGUUCCCUGAGGCAAUGUCUACCUAAUACGCAUUCUUCUUCUUGUCCUUCUUACUGCCCCUUUUCCAUUCGGCUGCAAACAAGUCGAAAAUGGCAGACAGGGAGAUCUACUCUGCGACGUACAGCAAUGUCCCCGUCUAUGAGCUCAAGGUCGGCGGCGACCAUGUUAUGCGCCGUCGGUCUGACAACUGGGUCAACGCUACACACAUUCUGAAGAUUGCCGGGUUUGACAAGCCAGCGAGGACAAGAAUCCUAGAACGUGAGGUGCAAAAGGGCGUCCACGAGAAGAUUCAAGGCGGAUAUGGAAAAUAUCAAGGCACAUGGGUCCCUCUGAAUGAAGGCCGAUCGCUGGCUGAGAAACAUGGUGUUCUUGAUCGCACUGCCAAAAUAUUCGACUUCGUCCCCGGGGAUCGCAGCCCGCCUCCUGCUCCCAAGCAUACCACAGCCGCAUCGAAUCGUCCAAAGCAGCCGAAGCAGCCUGUCGCCCCACGAAAAGUACCGUCGCAGCCAACCCAACAUUACCCACCCGUGGACGGCUACGAAAGUGCCAGCGUACAUUUCAAUGGGACAGAAAGUCGAGAACACUCCCCGGAGACCGCUUCAUUCAUGGCAGAAGACGACUUUCUUCCGCUUUCCCAAAAUUCAACAGCUUCGAGAAAGCGAAAGCGAGAUUUUGAAGAAAUCGCUCCUACUGCAUCAGACCUUGAACAUACUCUGUAUGGCGACGAGUUGCUGGAUUAUUUUGUGACCGCUGGCGAUGACCCGGCCGCCUCCAACAUCCUACCUCCAGAACCGCCCGCAAACUUCGAUGUUGACAGGCCUAUCGACAACCUGGGUAACAAUGCUCUGCACUGGGCUUGCGCCAUGGGUGAUGUCGCUGUUGCACGAGAUCUCCUCGCACGCGGUGCAAAUCCUGCUGCUCAAAAUAAGAGCUCACUUGAGACUCCCUUGAUCCGGGCUGUUUUGUUCACCAACAAUUAUGAUAAGAAGACCUUCCCAAAAAUCGUGCAGGCUUUGGCUGGAACGAUCGUGGAGCGCGAUGCUUAUGGCGCCACUGUCUUCCAUCAUAUCGCCGAGUCAGCGCGCUCUCGGGGCAAAUGGAGUUGUGCUCGGUACUAUUGCGAGGUCUUGAUAAACAAAAUGCACGAGAUGGGCUCAAACUACGUUCAAGCGCUCCUCACCUCCGUUGACCACAAUCACGACACUGCAGCACUAUGUGCUAUCCGCAACGGAUGCGUCAAAGUUGCGACAUUCCUCCUCAAUCAUUGUCCGGAAGCAGGGGACAUACCAAAUCUGAAGGGUGAAACUGCCAACGAGUACCUCAGAGCUCUUCGAGAGAAAAAGGAAAGCCUCCAACAGCCAGGAUCGUCUCCCCCACGGGCUGGAGAGUCUUUCUCGUCGAAACAAUCACGCCGCAAACGACAGAAAGAAACAUUGUCCCGCGCUGCGUCAUUGGUGCUUGAUAAGAUCGUCCCUCUCAUAGACUCCGGCAGCUUCAAACUAGCCGAUAUGUACGAUUUGCAGAUGUCAGAGAAGGACACAGAAAUUUCAGAAGCCAAACACGCACUGAACGAGCUCGAGAACCAGCGACAUAAGAUUCGACAAGAGACCUUUGCACUGAUGGCGAAGGUCGAGGAUGUAUCCAAGAUUCCCACGCUGAGACACGAAUAUGAGGCAUGUCUGCGCGAGGUGGAGUCUCUCCUCGAACAGAAAGAACACGCCACCCUCCAGAAUGAAGUGUUCCAGCAAGACCAGCAAACGAGCCCCGAAGCCUUCCGUUUCCCCAACACGUCAACACUCUCACCCGAUGAGAUUCGUGCGGUCGUGCCAUGGGCGAUUGAGCUCAACAACCAACAGAAUGUUCGCCGACAGUGGGUCAAGGAUAUUGCGAAACUGAUGAGUGAUGCGGGUGCAAGCGAAAAGGUCGGCAAACACAGAAAGCUCGUGGCGAUUGCGACUGGACUCAAGGAGGACGAGCUGGACGGUAUGUCGGAGGAAUUGUUGGAAAGUUUGCAGGGAAACCAGGCUGGAAAUCCACCGCAGACGCCUCCGCAGGCUCCGGCUGAGGUCCAAGCGUGAUUCGCGCCCCCAUAUGAUGAAUGAGAGUACCUCCUGAAUGAAUCACAAUGACAUGCGCUUCACUUUUAUUCCA